AUGUUGCUUGAACACCCGGGAUCAAGCUGUCAAAGCACCGGCAAUUUCUCCCGGUACAGUUCAGGACAAGAAAUCCCAGUAUGUGCAGGCUGCAAUCAACACAUCGUGGACCGCUUUAUCCUCAAAGUGCUGGAUCGCCACUGGCACAGCAAGUGCCUGAAAUGCAGCGACUGCCAGGCGCAACUGUCCGAGAAGUGCUUCAGCAGGGGCGAGAGCGUCUACUGCAAAGAGGAUUUCUUCAAGAGAUUCGGGACCAAGUGCGCAGCCUGUCAGCAGGGCAUACCGCCCACACAGGUGGUGAGGAGAGCGCAGGACUUCGUGUACCACCUGCACUGCUUCGCCUGCAUCGUGUGCAAAAGGCAACUGGCCACAGGUGACGAGUACUAUCUGAUGGAGGACAGCAGGCUCGUGUGCAAAGCCGACUACGAGACCGCCAAACAGAGAGAGGCAGACUCGACUGCAAAAAGGCCACGAACCACCAUCACUGCUAAACAGCUGGAAACACUGAAGAACGCCUACAAUAACUCUCCCAAACCUGCCCGCCACGUCCGAGAGCAGCUAUCGUCAGAGACCGGCCUGGAUAUGCGGGUUGUGCAGGUUUGGUUUCAGAACAGGCGAGCUAAAGAGAAAAGACUGAAGAAAGACGCCGGUCGGCAGAGGUGGGGGCAGUACUUCCGCAACAUGAAGAGGUCACGAGGAAGCUCCAAAUCUGACAAGGACAGCAUUCAGGAGGAGGGCCUGGAUAGUGACGCUGAGGUGUCCUUCACAGAUGAACCACCCAUGUCGGAGCUGGGCCUCACUAACGGCAUCUAUAGCAGCCUGAGCGACACUUCUCCGGGCAUCGGGGGCCGUCAAGGCGGCAACAACCACAGCUCCUUCCCCCUGGAGCACGGGGUCCUCCCCUCUCAGGACCAGUUCCACGACAUCCGCUCAAACAGUCCCUACGGCCUCCCUCAGUCGCCGGGGUCGCUUCAAGGGCUUCCCCGACACCAGCCCCUCAUCUCCAGCUUGGUCUACCCUGACUCCGGCCUUUCCAUCAUGACCCAGGGCAGCGGGCCUGGUAUCAACCCCGGGGUGAGGGUCUCCAUGGGGGCUGCCAACGGCCCCAGCUCAGACCUCUCGACUGGCAGCAGCGGAGGAUACCCAGACUUUCCUGCCAGUCCUGCCUCGUGGUUAGAUGAAGUGGACCACGGGCAGUUUUGA
This is a messenger RNA of Notothenia coriiceps (black rockcod), 1203 nucleotides long. RefSeq names its product LIM homeobox 3 (gene lhx3). Gene Ontology annotation, biological process: regulation of transcription by RNA polymerase II; neuron differentiation. The record is from RefSeq and is a predicted model, not a curated record. Gene Ontology annotation, cellular component: nucleus. The coding region runs from base 1 to 1203 and encodes 400 amino acids. Gene Ontology annotation, molecular function: zinc ion binding; DNA-binding transcription factor activity, RNA polymerase II-specific; RNA polymerase II transcription regulatory region sequence-specific DNA binding. Lineage: Eukaryota; Metazoa; Chordata; Actinopteri; Perciformes; Nototheniidae. The transcript is spliced from 6 exons.